Messenger RNA from Ooceraea biroi (clonal raider ant), 5153 nucleotides. RefSeq lists its product as uncharacterized. The record is from RefSeq and is a predicted model, not a curated record. Gene Ontology annotation, molecular function: ligand-gated monoatomic ion channel activity. Gene Ontology annotation, cellular component: membrane. Lineage: Eukaryota; Metazoa; Arthropoda; Insecta; Hymenoptera; Formicidae.
CUAAUGCCGUAUGUACGAUGACUCAUGUUGGAUAAUAACAUCGUUGCACCGUUGCGCGACGUAAGUUGCAUCAUAGUACAUAACGCGGUUCCUGCAAAACCAGCUUUCUACGAUUGAUUCUAUAAAUAAAAUAGGAAAUUAUGUUAAAUAAACCAUUUAAUGAAACCAUGACUGACGAACAAGCGUGGAGACGCUUCUUGUUGCAUCAGAUGCGAGAGAAAUUCAACCAAAAUUAAACUUCGGAUGCAAACGGACGAAGAUUUGUGCAUUGUUAAAUGCAAGAAUCUAAAAGAUUUUUAAAUAAAUUUUAAAUAAAUGCUUUAUCUUGCCGAGAAGUAAAUUAUUAUAGAUAAUAUUAAAUAUAAUCUUCAAAUGUAAGAUGAAUUAUACAAACGUAUGCGACAUGUACGUUUCCUCUCACUGAGAGCUGGCGAAAAGGUGUAUCGGAGAUUUGACGAAAGCUUAAAAGUAUUGCGGAGAGAGACAUAACAGUAUAAUCCAGAAGCGUCUGGAAAGUGGCAGGGAAAGGAGCGCGGUCAUUCGCAACGGCCUUUGCUGCCGAGCAACGUUCGUGUAGAGUCACGUUUUCUAGGCCUUUCUACGUCACGACGAAACGCUGUCAUGUUUGUGCAGCUUCAUAUAAUGUAGCGUAUCUAUAUCGCGAAACGAAGCUACGAUAAGUCGCGAUAAAAACCACUGCGUUGUUCCAUAUAAUCGUUAAAUGCGAGCGUCCGAUAAUUGAAGUAUCACAAUGCUGUUGCGAUGUAUAACUUCAACUUGAGGCGCCCUGAUUGAUGCAGAAAUCCGAAGUUCUCGCAGAAAAUAGCGUGCAGAGAGACGUCCUUAUUUUCCGCACAAUUAUGAAUAUAUAUAUAAAUAAUAAUAAUUAAUAUAAUUAAUAACAUAAUUGCUAAAAUUAUUAGUAUGUACGAUUAAAUACAAAAUAAAAUGACAGUUAAUGGUGUAAUGUAAAAGUAACACAAUUAUGCACGUAAAUAAUAUUAAUUACAUAACAAUUAAAAUAUUAAUUUCAAUUCCGCGAGGCAAUCGUUUUGCGAUUCCAAGAGGCAAGAAAUACGACGAUGUGAAUAAAAGCGGAGUCACGAUCGAUUAUAAUCCUAACGAUGUCAAUAGUCAAUAAUUAUUUCCUUACACGGUACUUCUUAAUGGUACUCGUCGAUUAAAAGAUUUCGCACGUUCUGGAAGGCCGGUCAUUGUCGUCGAGUCAUUAACUGAUGCCACCAUCGUUACAAUGCGAAUUUGAUGACUGUCGGCCACGUCGCUCAAUGAAUCAUUCUUCUUCCCACAUGUAAAAAACUGGAAAAGUAAUCACGCGCCACUCCGGAGACUUAUCAUAGAAACAAACGCGACAGAUGUAUGUACACAUCUACGUCAAUCUGCUAUCAAUCUCGUCAUUUUUAAUUUUAAUUAACUGAAGAAUUAUUUGCGCGUCUCGAUAAUGAAACUAUCAUUACUAUUAAUUCGAUUGGUCUACUCUUCAAUUUAAUUUCUAAAUUGAAAAAAAGAACUUUACGUUGAAUUGCACAAUUUAUAUGUGCGACUCAAUUAUGUAGAGUAUCGUCCAUCCAAUUGGAGAAAAUGAUCAUCUCGCGUUCUCCAGCAAGAAUGAAGAGAAAUGAGGGAAAAUGUCCACUGCGUUGGCUGUCAGUCGAAACGUUAGCAGCAUUUGAUAACAUUUAUUCUAGUAAACGCCUGUUUAAGAUGUGAUCUGUAAUUUUCUAAUGGAGCUGAUAUCCGUCAGCGUACAUGCUCGCCAAUGCAUACAAAAUAUCCACAGUGUUAUAAAUUGAAAUGUGCACUUUCCGCGCAUAGCCGCAGGGUCGGACAUGCACGUCGGUGUAUCUUAAAAGUCUUUUCUUUCAAAUUUGUGGAGUAACGUGAAAUGAAUGGUCUUGCAACACGUACAUCCCUGCGUUUACCUCACAUUGUGCUCGACGGGGUAACAUUUGUCCCGUUUAGUGGAAAUUUUAGCCGUCGUUUAGUCGGUUCGCCAGUAAACUUCUCUCUCCACGUAGUAAACUUCUUCCUCGUCCGAUUCUCCAGCGGCGAAGAAAUGAGAUUACUGUUCUGUUUAAUGUUCUCGGUGCUGCUCAUCUCCAUGAGCUCGACGAACAUGCACUUCAACAUUUCAGGCUUCGUUGACGUGAUACUGAACAUCCGGAAACUCUAUUCCGCAGCGAGUGUCAUAUUCUCCCAUCCCGGGGACGAGUAUGGGGACUAUGGGGAUUUGGAGAUCACGCACCUGGUGCACUCAUGUUCUCGUCUGCUAAGCCAGUACUACAUAGUGACCGUGGAUGUGCACUUCCGAAAGAUGUGGCGGUCGCUUAGAUAUCACCAUCAGAUAGUGCAGCCGGUCACUAUCGUCAUCAUACCGAAUUCCAACGCGUACUUGGAGUUCGUUGAGACCACCAAGACCUACCCCAUGUCUUUCCCCGUGUGGUUCGUGCUGUUUCUCUUCUCACCAGCCAACAAUACCCACGACCAUUGUCACCAGCCCUUGGGUAAUCCCUUCAACUUGGCGUUCGACACGCAGAUGCUGGUGCUGUGUCUCGAUGACGACGUUCUGCGGGAAUGGUACUCGAUCAAGGGCGAAACCGUGAAAAUCUUUGAUCUGGCGAGGUGGUCAGAUGAAAAAGGAUUCGUUCUUUUGACGAACCUGUCCCUCUACGAGCGUAGGAACGACUUGGAGGGAACUGUCCUGCGAACAGUCACGGUCAAGGAUAUACCGCUUUCGUCGAUGUACUCCGGAAAUUACGUGGCUAAUCUAUACGGAAAGGUGCUAGACGAGCUCACGUAUUCUCUCAAUUUCACCCUGGACAUCGUAUCAGAGGUGAACGGGAAUGGCUUGUGGAACCGCCAAAAUAACACUUGGUCAGGAGUGAUGGCUGAGAUCGUGUCAGGUCGCGCGGAUUUCGCCAUCGCCGAUAUGUCGAUGACGAGCCUCAGAAUACGCUACGUCGACUUUACGCUGCCGUUGAUAAUAUCUCGGAACAGCCUGUUUAUCAAGGAGCCGGAUAUGUGCGGCGUCAAGUGGUUCGGUUACUUGCAGGCGUUCAGAUUCCAUACAUGGUUCGGAAUAAGCAUGAUAGUAGUGAUCACGCCGCUUCUGCUGUCUUUCAUGAAAAUAUGUUGCGAAUCUCGCAACAUCGCGGACCUCUUGUCCGAGAAUUUCCUCCACGUCUGGGGCAUCUUCUGCCAGCAGGCACUCAUAGAUUUUCCGAGACCUUCGUCGCUGCGCAUCGCGUACUUUACGAUAUUCUUAACGGCGAUACUAAUAUCGGCCUACUAUUCGGCGGCGCUGGUUUGCUUCCUGACGGCGUGCACUCACGUUCUGCCCUUCCGGACGAUCGACGAGUUCGUCGAGGAUGGAAGCUACAAAUUAAUAGUUCCACGCGGCAGUGCCGACUACGACAUAGUCUCCUCGUCGACGAAAUCCUUUUCGGUGAAGCUGAUGAAGCUGAUGAAGGAGGAAUCGGAGCUGCCGCCGUUUUUAAUCAACGGUUUCGAACAAAUAUGCACUGAGAAAAAACUCGCUUACAUGGUGCUGAACGCAUUGAAGAAAAGCGUGGAAAUGCGGAUCCCGUGCAAGCUGUCCGCUAUCAGCACCGAGAGGAUCGACAAUCUGGGAAUGGUUCUGUCCAAGAACAAUCCGUACACGAGCGUGAUAAAUUAUCAUUUACAGAAAUUCUUGGAUAACGGGAUGAUGAUGCGUCUGAAAAAUACGAGAUUUUUACCGCGUUCGGUGAUCGAAGGCAAGGCGUACGAACCGGUUCGCUUGAUCAGCAUCAUACCAAUUUUGGCAAAUCUCUGCGGAGAUCUGGACACGACGACGCUGAUGCACACAUGGUCGCGAGAGUUCUCACGGCGGCGAGUCAUGACCAUGACCGUAACUUUCGCGGACCUGGUGAGCGGGUACAAUAAGUAUCGGGAUACCAUUGUGCGACCGUUGUUUGUCGUUCUUCUCGAUACCAGUGAGGCCAUGAGCGAAUUCGCCAAGGCCACGAGGAACAUAAAGCCCAUGUCGUUCCCCGCCUGGCUGGUCGUGUUUCUUCAGCGUCCCGGGAACCCGUUGGAGAAGUACUGCCGACAUCCGGCCGGAAACGUGUUCAACGUGGACUUCAGCACCCUCAUGCUGGUCAAGUGCUACGAUCAGCCGAUCCUGAUGGAGUGGUAUGGCGUUCACGACAAUCACACCGGGACCUUCAAGCUGGCCACGUGGUCUCCUAGCAAAGGUCUACUUUUGAGGACGCGGAAGAGCCUGGUCGCCCGACGAUGCGACAUGUUCGGCGAGAAGUUUCGCGUAGCAUCAGUCAGACAUAUGAAGGAUCCUGUGUAUCUGAAAAUGAACAAGUUAUUGGAAGAGAAAUACUUGCCGGUGGUACUGUCGGAAGGAUUCAAACAAAUCUGCGAGCGGAAGAAUUUGGGAUAUCUAGUGUCGGAGGCGUCCAAAAACGCUGUAGCUCUGCCGUGCAAAGUUAUGCAUAUCGAUACUGGAAGAAUCGAUAGUUUAGCGAUGGUGUUGCCGAAGGACAGUCCUUAUACCAUCUUUAUGAAUUAUCAUUUACAGCGAUUUAAGGAUAACGGUGUCAUCAACAAAUUAAGGAGCACUUAUUGGUCAAUGACUAAUCGACAGGAGACAACUUACAACGCGGUUGAUUUGGAGGAUGUUGUUCUGACUCUGAUUGUGGUAACGGGCGGUAUGAUUCUGGCCAUAUUUAUCUGCAUAAUUGAAAAAGCGUAUUACACUUUUAACUCUUCGUUAAAAAGCAAUAAUUUAAAAAAGCGUGUUAAAAAAUCGGGGAAUAAUUUGCAUAUGUCAAAAUUGCAUAGAAAAUUUCAGAAGAAGCGCAGAAACACGAAGCUCCAAGAAUAUUGAUCAUAUAUGAUAUUGUUGGAAAAUGAUAGAAUAUUAGUAUAUAUGUUAUUGUGUGUAUAUAUAAAUAUAAUAAAAUUUAAAUUUAAUAAAAUACUAGUCACGGUUGAUUAAGUUGUAUAUACCUAAAUUUGAAUCAAGAUUAAUAAUCAUUGAAUUAUUUUAGAAGAAAAGAGAUUUAAGAGAGAAGCAAGAUACGACGCGGAUUAUUAUUAUAUAUUGUGCAACAAUAUAAUUUACGUAUAUAUAAGUUGUUGUC